Molecule: messenger RNA, 309 nt
Organism: Spirodela intermedia
Lineage: Eukaryota; Viridiplantae; Streptophyta; Magnoliopsida; Alismatales; Araceae
Source: the annotation of a GenBank genome assembly
AUGGAAUCCAAGUUUUUCAGGUUUCUGAAGGUGGUGGGCGUUGGGUACAAGGCCAGAGCGGAGGCGGAGGGCCGCCUGCUGCUCCUGAAGCUGGGUUACAGCCACGAAGUGGAGUUGACUGUGCCACCGGCUGUCCGGGUAUUCUGUUUCAAGCCCAACGUGAUCUGCUGUACAGGCAUCGACAAGCAGCGGGUGCACCAGUUCGCCGCCACUGUCCGCAGCUGCAAGCCCCCCGAGGUCUACAAGGGCAAGGGGAUUAUGUACCUUGAUGAGGUGAUCAAGAAGAAACAGGGAAAGAAGUCAAAGUGA